Molecule: messenger RNA, 2013 nt
Organism: Elephantulus edwardii (Cape elephant shrew)
Lineage: Eukaryota; Metazoa; Chordata; Mammalia; Macroscelidea; Macroscelididae
Gene: CWH43
Product: cell wall biogenesis 43 C-terminal homolog (S. cerevisiae)
Exons: 16
Coding region: 1-2013 (670 amino acids)
Biological process (GO): GPI anchor biosynthetic process
Cellular component (GO): endoplasmic reticulum
Source: RefSeq, a predicted model, not a curated record
AUGCCCUCCCUGUGGAAAGAAAUCCUUCUGGAGACCCUCCUGGGCUACAUUUCCUGGUCUCUCUUCCAUGCCCUGGGACCCAUGAUCUACUACUUCCCUCUGCAAACACUAGAACUCACUGGACUAGAAGGUUUUUGUAUAGUCUUCCUUUCUCCGAUAUUCCUAACCAUUCCUCCUGUCUGGAAAUUGGCUAAUAAGAAAUGGAUGUUAACCCUGUUGCGGAUAAUUACUGUUGGCAGCAUAGCCUCCUUCCAGGCUCCAAAUGCCAGACUCCGACUGAUGGUCCUCUCCCUUGGUGUCUUUUCCUCGCUUCUAGUGCAAUCCGUGACUUGGUGGUCAGGAAGUGGCCUACAAAGGUACCUCAGGAUCUGGGGAUUCAUUUUAGGGCAGUUUCUUCUCCUCAUUCUCCGCAUCUGGUGCACUUCUCUAAACCCGAUCUGGAAUUAUGAGACAUCCAACAGAGUGAUUCUGACACUAAGUGCCAUCGCUACCCUGGAUCGUAUUUGCACAGAUGGUGACUACAGUCAACCUGAGGGUAAGAAGAAUGGUGGGACAGCCAAAGAGGCGGCCGCCAGACCUAGCUGGCUGUUAACAGGAGCUGCCUUUGGUAGCCUUGUGUUUCUCACCCAGUGGAUAUUUGGAGAGGUCUCUCUUGUUUCCAGAUGGGCAGUGAGUGGGCAUCCACAUCCAGGACCAGAUCCUAACCCAUUUGGAGGUGCAAUUCUGGUGGGCUUGGCGAGUGGCCUGAUGCUCUCAGUUUGUUCUUGGUUUCCUGCUUCUGGUUUAAUCUGGUGGGCUACAGGAGCGGCUUCCGCCGCAGGGCUCCUUUACCUGCCCACGUGGUCAGCGGCCAUUUCUGGGUGCAUGCUUGCCAUCUUCACAGCCUCCCUGUGGCCUCAAGUACUGGGACACCUGAUUUCCUCAGAGACACGCCCUGGGAAAGCCAUGACUGUCGCCAUGACAUUUUAUCUUCUUGAAAUAUUUUUCUGCUCUUGGUGCACAGCUUUUAAGUUUGUCCCAGGAGGCGUCUAUGCUAGAGAAAGAUCUGAUUUCCUUUUGGGGACAAUGAUGCUAAUUAUUGGGCUGAAUAUGCUACUUGGUCCUAAGAAAAACCUUGACUUUCUUCUUCAGACAAAAAAUAGUCCUAAAAUACUUUUCCAAAAGAGUGACAAAUACAUGAAACUGUUAUUGUGGCUGUUUGUUGGUGUGGGAUUAUUGGGAUUAGGACUACGGCAACAAGCCUAUCAAAGAAAAUUGGGCAAAGAGGCACCAGCAAAAGAGGUCUCUGUCGCCAUCUGGCCUUUCAGGUUUGGAUAUGACAAUGAUGGAUGGUCUAAUCUAGAAAGAUCCGCUCAACUGCUCAAUCACACAGGUGCAGACUUCAUAACGAUUUUGGAGAGCGAUGCUUCUAAGCCCUUCAUAGGGAACAAUGACUUAACCAUGUGGCUAGGGGAGAAGUUGGGUUUCUAUACUGACUUUGGUCCCAGCACGAGGGAUCACACUUGGGGGAUUAUGGUUUUGUCAAGAUACCCAAUUGUGAAGUCGGAGCACCACCUGCUUCCGUCACCAGAGGGCGAGAUUGCACCAGCCAUAACCCUGACUGUGAACAUCACUGGCAAGCUCCUGGAUUUUGUUGUGACACACUUUGGGAAUUAUGAGGAUUUAAAAUGGUUUUCAUUAAAUAUAAUAGUAAAAUUCAGGGAUGGCAAAAGCCAGGACAUCGACAGCACGGAUUAUGACAGAUGGUGCGAAUACAUUAUGUAUCGGGGGCUGAUCAGGUUAGGAUAUGCACGAAUCUCCCAUGCUGAUCUGAGUGACUCUGAAAUUCAGGUUGCCAAAUUUAAGAUCCCAGAUGAUCCCAUUAAUUAUAGAGACAAUCAUAAAGUGGUCAUCAACCACCGAGAAGUUCCUGAGGAAAUUCAUUUCAAUCCCAGAUUUGGAUCCUACAAAGAAGGCCACAAUUCUGAGAAUAACCAUCACUUUCAUAUGAGUACUCCCAAAUACUUUUUAUGA